AUGAGUGGGAAGAAGGAAGAAACCUCAUUCAGUAUUCUCAGAAUUUACGAUGAACCAGAGGAGAGGAGGUAUGAGCCAGAAAGCUCUGGCAUUUCCUCCCAGGCUGGGCAUCAUGCACAGUCCCAACUGGAUGGGGUGUAUGGUACACCCCAGUGGCCCCCAGGUUCCUCAGCACAGCAUGGCCCUGUUUAUCAGGAGAUGAGGUCUCUGAGCCCGCAGCAGUGGGCCCUCCAGGCCCUAGACAGGUCUGAGCUCCAGGCCAGCUGGUUCUCUGAUGGGGAGCCAAGAGAGGAAGCAGAGUUUGGCUCUAGCAGCCUACCAGGAUUCGAGUUUGGCCAGCCUUGUCCUUCGCCUCCUCCCAGUGAAGAAGUCUGGUCAUUCCUCAGAGCAAUUCCUCCCGUUGCAGAUGAAGUGGUGGUCAGGCAGAGGACCCCACGUGCAUCCUGGAAGGUUGGCAAACUGUGCCAUGGCAAGAAAGUCUGUGCCAUUGCCAUCAGCAGCUUGACUCACCAUGUGUACACGUGUGGUCAUGGCUACAUCAGGGUGUGGGAUGAGAGUGCUCUGCACACCUGGAACAAAGCCCCUCAGGCACAGCUGAACUUUCAGGGCCAUCAUAACUGUGUUCUCACCUGCAAGCUGUUCCCCGAUGAGCAGAGCCUGAUCACUGGGGGUGUGUCCCGGACCUUGACUCUUUGGGACCUGGCACCCACACCCCGCAUCAGGGCACACCUGGCCUCCACAGGCCCAAUAUGCUACUCUCUGGCCAUCUCCUCCAAUGCCCAGAUCUGCUUGGCUUGUUUCAAAGGCUUUGUUGAGAUUUGGGAUUUGCAGAACCAAAUCUUGAUCAGGAAGCACAAAGUCCCUGAAUAUGGGUCCCGAUGUGUGGAUAUCACGGGCAAUAAGUUCUGGACUGGAGGUGAAGACACCAGCCUGUAUUCCUGGGACCUGAGGAGCUUCCAGAAGCUGCAGCAAUACAGCCUGCACCAUGAGAUCCUCAGCAUUUCCCACGACCCCAGUGAGGAGUGGAUGCUAGUGGGCCUGAGAACAAGCGAUAUCAUAAUCCUGCACGCGCACCGGAAGGAGGCCUUCAAGGCUGUUGUACAUAAAUAUGUCCACCACCACAACCUCAAGUUUUCCUCCUGUGGGAGCUAUUUUGUGACCACACUGGAUGAGUCAAUCCACUGCUUAUCUGCACCUUCUCUACAAAGGUUGUUUCAGGAAGAGGAGUCUACAGAAAUCUUGUGUUGCGAUGUGUCCUCCGACAACCAGUAUCUAGUCACUGGCUCCAAGAACUGUGCCACAGUUUACCAGCUCUUGUUUUGA
Molecule: messenger RNA, 1323 nt
Organism: Molossus molossus (Pallas's mastiff bat)
Lineage: Eukaryota; Metazoa; Chordata; Mammalia; Chiroptera; Molossidae
Gene: TLE7
Product: TLE family member 7
Exons: 9
Coding region: 1-1323 (440 amino acids)
Biological process (GO): regulation of DNA-templated transcription; negative regulation of canonical Wnt signaling pathway
Cellular component (GO): transcription regulator complex; nucleus
Molecular function (GO): transcription corepressor activity; protein binding
Source: RefSeq, a predicted model, not a curated record